Molecule: messenger RNA, 912 nt
Organism: Protopolystoma xenopodis
Lineage: Eukaryota; Metazoa; Platyhelminthes; Monogenea; Polystomatidea; Polystomatidae
Source: the annotation of a GenBank genome assembly
AUGUAUUUCUAUUUUAUCUUGUCAGAUGCGCCCGGCCCCAUCACGAAUGCUACCCUUUUGGAUAAAAAUAAUCCUUCUAUUUCUGCAGUUCCAUUGGCUUCAGAUCUCUGCAUUCAGGCGUCAUCGAAUGCCAGUGAAAUGCUUAAAGAUACGCAGAAUGGUCUUAAUGUUUUACCUGCCUCACGGAUGCGCAAGAGAGCUCAGUUUAGAAUGGUAACCAUCAGCCAGUGGUCUUAUUUGCAAAAGAUUUACGGUGGUGGACCUGCUAUCUGUCUGUCGAUUGGCUCAACAGCUGAACCUCUUAAUUUACAACCACUUAAUCAAUUCUCAUUUUCAUCAGGUUACAUGGUUCCUGCUUUUGCCAAAAAUUCCCAAGUUGACCUAGGAUUAAAUUCUCUUGUAUCGGCCUGUGGAUCAUCCUCUAAUGGAGUGUCCGAACAGGCCGAAAGUGAUACAUUUUGCCAGAAACAAGUUGAAGCCUCUUAUCUUUCAAGCUCUGGUUUUCCUGAUUAUACAGCAUUUGACAUGAACUUCAAGUCACCCAAUGUUUCUCUUGUCCAGAGACAACUUCCUACCUCCUCUCUUGGCGAUUGUGAAUCCUCAACCACCCUGCAGCUGCAUCAGGCCAAUGAAAUCGGGUAUGAUGAUGGAUACCAAAAGAAUGGAUCAACUGCUCAUUCAUAUAGCUCGAUCAAACGAAAUUGCCCACAUGAUUUGAUCACAUCAAGCCAGGAUGAGCCAAUGCAGUGCUCGCAUUUGCUUCAUCUAAACGAUAGCAGUGGGCCUCAGUUUGAAGCCUCUAAUGAGAUGGCCUUAUCGUUUAAUCAGACAGACCAAACGGCAAACUCCCUUUUUCGUUCUGCCGCGUCAAGAGUAAGAAAGCUUAUAUUGAAUUAUUUGGAUCUUAGCUAA